Salvia splendens (bonfire salvia) is the source of this 654-nucleotide messenger RNA. RefSeq lists its product as uncharacterized. The record is from RefSeq and is a predicted model, not a curated record. The coding region runs from base 1 to 654 and encodes 217 amino acids. NCBI's taxonomy places the organism in Eukaryota, Viridiplantae, Streptophyta, Magnoliopsida, Lamiales, Lamiaceae. The transcript has a single exon.
AUGGUGUGCACUGAUAAGGAGCGUCUGGCAUGCGUGACUUAUCAAUUGACUGGGCCUGCUGAUCAUUGGUGGGAAACUAGGCGAAGGACAAUGGACCCCGCCCACCGAGAGGCAUUGACAUGGGACGAGUUCAAGGAGGAGGUGUAUAAUAAGUACGUCCCCAUGAGCUACAGACGAGCUAAGACAGUAGAGUUCCAUACCUUGAAACAGGGAAACAUGACGGUGACAGAGUAUGACCGUGCACUUUGUAAGAUGACCCGCUAUGCACCCGAGUUUGUGGACACGGAUAAGAAGAUGGCCGCGAAGUUUUACUCUGGCCUUAGAACCAAGAUAAGAGUAGCCGUGGCUAACUGCCAAGGAAUUUCUUACUCCGAGAUUUUGAGGUGCGCCUUAGAUGAGGAAGAGGCACUGCCUAAGAACGAGAGGGUGGCAAAUCCUACACUACCCGCACCACAAUCGAACUAUAUAGACAAGAGGAAGUGGGAAGGCAACCGAGCCCCUUUUGACAACAAGCGACACCAUUCCACUCUCCGCCACCCACAGAACUAUGGCCGACAAGUCGUGCCACAACAGAGAGGAAAUCAACAGAGGGCACCUUACUGCAACCGGUGCUCCAAGUUUCAUGUUGGGGAGUACAGAGUCGGAGGAAUUUGA